Messenger RNA from Trichoderma atroviride IMI 206040, 1479 nucleotides. The record is from RefSeq and is a predicted model, not a curated record. NCBI's taxonomy places the organism in Eukaryota, Fungi, Ascomycota, Sordariomycetes, Hypocreales, Hypocreaceae.
AUGGAAGCUCACAAGCCAGAGUAUCAACAUUUCAUUCCUCAGUUUCUACUGAGAAACUUCUCUCACAAACAUGCGCCCACCAAUAAGUCCAAAGCGGGGAAACCCAAGAAGCGCGACCGCAAGAAGAUGUAUCCUGGAGAGCAAGCGGUGAACAGCCUUUGCCUAUCUGAUGAAUUUUUCCUUGAUGAAUGCUCGGUAAGGCGCGCCUGUGGCUUGGAAAAUAUGUACGUGGAUACGGCAAAACCGUUGGAGCAUCAAGGCCAUCUGGAGAAAAAGUUUGGCAUCCUUGAGAACAAGGCGAGCUGCAUCUAUCGCAAAAUCAUCAAGGCAUAUGAAAAUGGAAAGCCGGCCAUAUUGCUGAAGAGAACUGAAAAAGAUGUAUUGCGCAAGUUUAUGUUCUUGCUCACCUAUCGUGGAGAGCAAUACCACCGAAAGUACAACUUGGACAGCAUACAGGAUUAUGAUGAAGGCGACAAAGAACUUUUGCAGUUUUACAUGGCGAAGCACGGCUUCACCAAACCAAUUGAUGUCUGGCUCCAGAGCUUGGAGACGAUCAUAGAUUUGGACAUUGACCCAGAAGGAUGUUGGAAACGGCGUAUUCGCGAGAGCAUUUACCUCCCCAUUGCCGACUGGUUCAUCGACCAUAUCUGCGACAUGUACAUGGCCAUAUGCACACCGGUAAACCAUGACGAAGAGUUUGUUCUUACAGACAAUUGCUACAACGUAAGUGAAGGGCAGACUACUGCUUAUUAUGAUAAAAGUACAGGCAAACACAUGAACUUGUGUCCUUGCUUUCACAAAUUUGCACCGAUUUCUCCGAAACUUAUGAUAGUCCUACGGUCUAACCAUCUGCCUGAACCACUUGAGGAUGCGGAUCCGGCCGUUGAGCAGUGGCGGCAACUCCAGAGGCAGCUGUGGAUUGACUGUCAAUUUGGCACCGGAACUAAAUCUAUUCUGGAAGAUCUCCGUAUCCAUAAAGCAAUGAAUGGCAACAUAGAGAUUGUCAACGGGAGGCUGACGCCAAAAGCUGGAUGGAACCAGCGCCUGGGUAUAAACGACAUUUUCUGCUUCACAAUCUUUAAAAUAUCUACUCGCCAUGUCCGAACCAUCAAUGGUCUCCUGAUUGAUCACGCAUUCCAUGGCUCGAAGAUCAUUUUCAAUCGGAAAGACGUCUUCCUAGACUUGAUAGAAUGGUAUCUAACAGAACCGUGCGAGGUGGGGAAAAAUCUGAUUGGAAAGAACACAUUCAAACAAUUGGAGUACAUCAAGGGUUUGUCUGAUUUUAUGUUACGCGAAGGGAGGGAGAUUAAUCCUACAAUGAAAAUUUGGCCAAGCGAGGAUCGCGACCUGGAGCAAUUCCAGCUUCAGAACAUUGCUGGAGCGCGGUUCCUUGAAGAGAUGAGGUAUGGAAAGGGCGGCAUAGGCUCUGGCUUUAUUGCAGUCUAUAAGAGAUUGGGUAUUACACUUCUUUGUCUAUAA